This is a messenger RNA of Phanerochaete carnosa HHB-10118-sp, 1830 nucleotides long. RefSeq lists its product as uncharacterized. The record is from RefSeq and is a predicted model, not a curated record. Gene Ontology annotation, molecular function: carbohydrate:proton symporter activity. Gene Ontology annotation, biological process: transmembrane transport; carbohydrate transport. Gene Ontology annotation, cellular component: membrane. The transcript has 7 exons. Bases 84 to 1679 code for a protein of 531 amino acids. Lineage: Eukaryota; Fungi; Basidiomycota; Agaricomycetes; Polyporales; Phanerochaetaceae.
AUUGACUUUUCCCCGCUCUCUUCCAUCUCCUUCUCGCCGUCACCAGUCCAACCGUCCUACGCAACUGUUCGGCGAAACUGAACAUGGCGGCUGAGUUCGACUACGGUGCGCCCAAGCGGGGCGUCUUUCAGAACAUCAGGGUUUACUGGCUCGCCUUUAUCGUCUACUGGGGCAUCGUCCUCUUUGGCUACGACAGCGGUGUAGGCGGAGGUGUCGUUACACAGCCCUACUUCGAGACCCACUUCGGUUAUGCGGGGAACGUCCAGAAAACGAACGACGUCUCGUCCAACAUCGUCUCCGUUCUCCAGGCGGGCGCGUUCUUCGGUGCCCUCGGCAGCGCCCCCGUAAGCUCGUACAUUGGACGACGGUGGACCCUCCUCGUUUUCACACUCGUCUUUGCCGUCGGCGCGAUCCUCCAAACCAUAUCUGGGGGGUCACGCGGCCUGGGCUACAUCUACGGCGGUCGUGUCGUCGCCGGUCUUGGCAUAGGUGGUAUCUCCGCCGUCUCGCCCGCAUUCGUGUCCGAGUGCGCGCCGAAGGAGGUUCGAGGCCGUAUCACUGGCCUCUUCCAGAUCAUGGUCGCCAUCGGCGUCAUGCUGAGCUACUGGAUCAAUCUUGGUAUCUCGCUCCACAUCACGUCCGGCCCGGCCAUUUGGCGCAUCCCCUUUGGCAUGCAGCUUGUUCCCGCGGGCAUCAUGGCGUUUGGUCUCCUCACCGUCAAGGAGAGCCCGCGUUGGCUUGCACAAAAAGGCCGCCACGAAGAGGCGCUCGCGAACCUCUCCUACCUGCGCCACCUGCCCCCGAACUCUAAGGGCGAAUACCACGAGUCUCUCCUGCAUGAGUACGCCGAGAUCGAGGCGGCCAUCGAGGAGGAGCGUGUGGCGAGGGAGGGUCUCGGGCUCAAGGAGGCCUUCCUCGGCAAGGGCAACUGGAUCCGGUUCGUCAUCGCCAUCGUGAUCUUCCUCUUCCAGCAGUGGUGCGGCCAGAACAGCGUGAGCUACUACGCGCCGCAGAUCUUCUCGUCCAUCGGCUUCACGGGCACGACGAACUCGCUGCUCGCGUCGGGGAUCUACGGCAUCGUGAAGGUCGUCGCGACCGCGAUCUUCGUCUUCUUCCUCGUCGAGACGCUCGGGCGCAAGCUCUCGCUCUUCAUCUCCGCGGUGGGCAUGGGCGUGCUCUUCUUCAUCAUCGGGGCGCUGCUCAAGACGUUCCCGCCGCCCGCAUCGCCGCCGCCCGGGUUCUCGCCGCCGCCGGCAAGCAAGGCGAUGGCCGCGAUGCUGUACAUCUACGUCUGCUUCUAUUCGAUGGGCUGGGGCCCGCUGCCGUGGGUGUACGUCUCGGACAUCUUCCCGACGCGCACGCGCCACUACGGGCUCGCGACCGCGAGCGCGUCCCAGUGGUUCUUCAACUUCAUCGUCUCCAAGUGGACGCCGGACAUGAAGACCGCGCUCGGCUACAAGAUCUUCCUCAUGUUCGCGACGAUCAACAUCGGCGGCAUGGCCGUGUUCAGCUUGCUCAUCCCAGAGACCAAGGGCCGCUCGCUCGAGGAGAUGGACAUCAUAUUCGGCUCCGUGAACGCCGAGAAGCGGCUCGCAGACAUCGAGCAGCAGGAGCGCCAGUUCGCGCAGGUGCAUCCGCUCGACGAGGGCUCUGUCAAGAGCGACAUGGAGAAGGUUUGAAAAGCUUUGCCCUUUUCUUGGCAACGCCCGCCCGCUCGCCCCUCGCAACGCGCAUAUACUGUACACUGCAUACUAUUUUCCCCCGCAUUGUGUUUCGCUUGCCCGAUGCUGUCUACGAUAUGAUGCACUCAUGCCUGCUGUUGUAUAUUAG